This is a messenger RNA of Dentiscutata erythropus, 216 nucleotides long. The record is from the annotation of a GenBank genome assembly. Lineage: Eukaryota; Fungi; Glomeromycota; Glomeromycetes; Diversisporales; Gigasporaceae.
AUGGAAAUAAAAACCUAUCAAGUACAAAAUAAGAAACUCCGUAACAAUGAUCAUAACUCAGAUAAUAUUUCACCUUCUUCAAGUAAUUUUCCUAUUUCUACUCCUACAACACCAACUACACCCAACGAAAAAGAUAUUGAUUUAUCAAUGUUGAAAAAAUGUGCAAAAGAUUCUCUAACAUUCAAUCAAUUUUUUGGUUCUGAAGAGAAGAAUUAG